AUGUCAAGCCUGGCGUCUCUGCCGCCAGAGAUCAUUCACCGCGUACUUUAUUUCACGGACCUGUCCUCGCUUUGCGAACUUUCCCUCACCAAUCGCUACAUCGGCGCAAUCAGUCAAAAAGAGCUGCUCAAGGUGGUGACCGUGUACCCCCGGAAAGAGAGUCGAGAAAGAUUCCAGGCGAUUCUCGAGGACGAGACCCGGGCACGACUGGUGGACAGGCUGUAUCUGGAUGUCAGCGCUUGGGCCGGUUAUUAUACGCAAGAAAGAUAUAUCAAUCAAAGCAUUCGCGACAAGCAGAUUCUCCAGUUACGCAGAUUCAUGAAGCUCGUCCCGCGCCUGAAGGAGCUCCCCCGUCUACGAAGCAUCGUGCUUCGCUUUCAUCAGGGCUGUUAUGUCGAAGAUACCUGGAAUGACGCCCAUCAGAAUGCUGCGUUCCGCUCCUGCGUGAUGAGUGAAUUUAUCUUGGCGUUGGCGUCCCUUGACGAGCCUGUCAAGGAGCUCGCCCUGUGCAACCUCCAGAACAUCAACCCGACGGGCCCGGAGGUGGUCCGGAAUCUCACCAAGAUUUUAGGCAGUCUGCACGCACUGCGGCUGAAUAUCACGAAUGAACAUGACGAAGGAAACGGGGAAAACGAUCUUGAGCAAAACGAACCGCACAAAUUCUUUCCCGAGCUUCCCUCCUUCUGGCUGGCCCCGGCGGCCGCGACCCUCGAACACCUCACCAUCUAUUCCAGCAACUACUUCGGCUUCUACCCCAAGCUGGAGCUGCGUGAGGUCCACCUCCCGCGCCUGAAGACGCUCGCCCUGGGUAAAUACGCAUUCGUUCACGACUCCCAACUCGAGUGGAUCCUCUCGCACAGCAGAACCCUGACCGAGCUCUACCUCGACGACACCCCUAUCCUCUUCGAGGUCUCCGUCUACAACAACGACCGGGCCUGCCUGGAACCCGGCCGAUAUACCCACAAAGCUGGGCUGGGCAAUAAACACUUCGCGACAUACGACAAGCGCUGGCACCACUACUUCCGGGCCUUUCAGGUGAGGCUUCCCCACCUGCGUCAUUUCAGCUACGGGCGCUCGGAGCCGUGGUGGGCGGAGGACAUGACGCCCUUUGAGCGCGAGACGGAGAUCACGGUUGGGAUGCAUGACGAAAGUUACAUGGUCUUCUGCGACGGAUUCGGGCCGACACCGUAUAUGAAUACCACGAUCUAUGACACCGACGACGAGGAGCCGUCCUAUGAGGGUGAUGGCGUGGAUUGCAUGGAGGAGGAUCAGCAGGCGUUGGAGGAGCUGCUGGAGAAAAUUGGGCAGCGGCUCGAGGUGCUGGAUUAA
Messenger RNA from Aspergillus homomorphus CBS 101889, 1329 nucleotides. RefSeq names its product F-box domain-containing protein. Bases 1 to 1329 code for a protein of 442 amino acids. The transcript has 4 exons. The record is from RefSeq and is a predicted model, not a curated record. Gene Ontology annotation, molecular function: protein binding. Lineage: Eukaryota; Fungi; Ascomycota; Eurotiomycetes; Eurotiales; Aspergillaceae.